AGCGACCUCUAACGGUGCUCUAAGGAUGUGCCGAGCUUGAAUAUCUAUCGUAGUCGGUUCCGAGAGCCAUAUGCGUCCAAAAGCGAGGCUUAAAAAUCAAUGGGAACUUAACCGGGUGGUCUGCCAAGAGUUCGGACGUACCAGCGACUAAAAAGAGCCCCACUAAGCGACUGCUGUCCCCGGUACCGGACACCUUGUCAACUCCGUUGGGCACAAAUGGACGUGAAAGACACAGCCCCGGAUUCGUGGGAGCUGGAGGAGGAUGCCGAGGCCCCGGCUGUCGCGGCAGAACUCCCGACCGCCUUUGCCGCUCUCAACGUUAACGCCAAGCCGUUCGUCCCCAACGUUAACGCCCCGGUGUUUGUACCAAGCUUCCUCCAGGCCAGCGCGGGGGAUACGACCGCUCUUUACGGUGCCUCUGAUGCAGUCGCCAGCAUGGAGGUGACGGAAACAGCUGCUCCAGUGGAGAACGGAAGUACGGAGGCGGACAUGACCACUGAGGAGGAGACGUGGGAGCAGAAGGAGGAGCCGGGAGGAGACGGGGGAGGCGGCGGACAGGAGGACCACGGGGAUGCCUGUGAGGAAGGCAGCGCACAGAAGGAGGACGAGGAGAUGAUGGAGGAGGAAGAUGAGGACAUGCUGAAGCCCAAAGUGGUCCAGUCACCACCAGAUGCCCCCAAGAAAGAGCAUGUUAACGUGGUGUUCAUAGGUCAUGUGGAUGCUGGAAAAUCAACUAUAGGGGGUCAAAUCAUGUACUUGACUGGUAUGGUGGACAAGCGGACUCUUGAGAAAUAUGAAAGGGAAGCCAAGGAGAAGAACAGGGAGACUUGGUACCUGUCGUGGGCUCUAGACACAAACCAGGAGGAGCGAGACAAAGGCAAAACGGUGGAAGUGGGAAGAGCUUAUUUUGAGACCGAGAAGAAACAUUUCACCAUCCUUGACGCCCCAGGACACAAGAGCUUCGUCCCAAACAUGAUUGGAGGUGCGUCACAAGCUGACCUGGCUGUCCUGGUAAUAUCGGCCCGAAAGGGAGAGUUUGAGACUGGCUUUGAGAAGGGGGGCCAGACUCGGGAGCAUGCCAUGCUAGCUAAAACUGCUGGAGUCAAACAUCUGAUAGUCCUAGUCAACAAAAUGGAUGACCCAACUGUAAAUUGGAGUCUAGAAAGGUAUGAGGAGUGUAAGGAGAAGUUGGUGCCGUUCCUUAAAAAGGUCGGCUUCAACCCGAAAAAGGACAUCCAUUUCAUGCCUUGUUCAGGACUCACAGGUGCCAACCUCAAGGACCCAGUACCCGAAUGUCCGUGGUACAUUGGUCUGCCGUUUAUCUCCCACUUGGACAGUUUGCCAAACUUCACCAGAUCCAGCGACGGACCAGUCAGACUACCGAUUGUUGACAAGUACAAGGACAUGGGCACAGUGAUUUUGGGGAAACUGGAGUCUGGAUCCAUUAGUAAGGCCCAGCAGCUGGUCAUGAUGCCCAACAGGCACACCGUGGAAGUGCUGAGUCUUCUCAGCGACGAUGUGGAGACGGAUGAUGCUAGUCCUGGAGAAAAUCUCAAGUUGAGGCUCAAGGGCAUUGAGGAAGAGGAGAUUCUGCCAGGUUUUAUCCUCUGCAGCCCUGACAACCUCUGCCAUUCUGGACGCACCUUUGAUGCCCAGAUUGUCAUCAUCGAGCACAAAUCGAUUAUCUGUCCUGGUUACAAUGCAGUUCUCCACAUCCACACCUGCAUUGAGGAGGUGCAGAUCACAGCCUUAAUUUGCCUGGUGGACAAGAAGACGGGGGAAAAGAGCAAUAUGAGACCCCGUUUUGUGAAGCAGGACCAGGUCUGUAUCGCCAGACUGCGGGCAGCAGGUGUGAUCUGCUUGGAGACCUUUAAAGACUUUCCUCAGAUGGGACGAUUCACACUGCGAGAUGAAGGAAAAACCAUUGCCAUUGGAAAAGUGCUGAAGCUGGUGCCAGAGAAGGACUAGAAUGCAAUGGUGGCAGAAUGCAUGAGGUUCUUCCGCUGGACAGGAGGAGAAACGCUGCGAGAGCUGACCCCAACAACUCUCCACACUCAUAACUAUGCUGAAGAGAAGAGGAACAAAGGAGAAUAAAUGGCAUUUUAAUGAUAAUAAUAAUGAUGAUGAUAAUAAUAAUAACAAUAAGACUGAAUCAGUUUUUAAUGACGAACUAUAUGAAAGGAGAGACCAAGUCCAGUGUGUCAGCUUUCUCAUAUUGAGAGCUCAGCGAUGCCACUAAUGUAGCUACGAGAGUCCCCUCCUUCUCCUCCUCUCGACUCCCAUGGCUGAUCAGCCAGUUGUUUUAAGAAUGGAGAAGGAUGCAUUCUCAGCGAAGAAGGACUUGGGGAUGAUUAAACAUCUGACCAGAACCUGCAACUGUCAUAGACCGUCUCCCUUUUAAAAAGUAGGCUUCCGAGUCCAAUGAAGAUUUUUGGGUUGGUUUCAACGAUUGCUGUACCAAAAGUUUGUUCUCUCUCCCUGUCAAAUGGUUUGAUUGUCGACGCUCACAGAUGUAACAAGAAUGAAGACACACAAACACACAUGCACACACCCAGCCGUUAAAUGAAAUUAAAUGACGCUGCAACCCAGUGUUUUCCUCUUGGUUUUCUUCAAAUAGCAUUA
Molecule: messenger RNA, 2622 nt
Organism: Synchiropus splendidus (mandarinfish)
Lineage: Eukaryota; Metazoa; Chordata; Actinopteri; Syngnathiformes; Callionymidae
Gene: gspt1
Product: G1 to S phase transition 1
Exons: 14
Coding region: 217-1968 (583 amino acids)
Biological process (GO): translation
Cellular component (GO): translation release factor complex
Molecular function (GO): translation release factor activity; GTPase activity; GTP binding
Source: RefSeq, a predicted model, not a curated record